GUUUCUAGAACAAAAUAACUCUUCUUCUUUUCGCGCCGUCUCCUCCUCCGUUUCAGCAGCUCAGUGUUGCCGCCGCCGCCACUGCCACUGCCACCGUCGCUUUCUUUCUUUCGUGGCGCCGCGGCCUCCCUCUUAGCGAUUUUGCUCUGAUUUUCUUCUCCCUUGUAACUGGUUUGGUGCAGCCAUGUUUUUGACUCGAGUGAUUGGGAGAAGAUUUCUGGCUGCUGCUAGAUCAGAAACUUCUUCUGCCACAGCUGCUGCUUCUACAACUACGAUGGGCUACAACCCGCUUGAGGAGUUUUUUGAGGCAGAUAGAAGUCCAAAUGACGACAAACCUGUUGUAUAUGGUCGAAGUUGGAAGGCUUCAGAACUUCGGCUCAAGUCUUGGGAUGAUCUUAAUAAGCUAUGGUAUGUUCUGUUGAAGGAGAAAAAUAUGUUGAUGACACAGCGCCAGAUGCUUAAUGCACAAAAUCUAAGGUUUCCUAAUCCAGAACGCAUUCCCAAGGUGCGGAAGUCAAUGUGCCGAAUCAAGCAAGUACUUACCGAGAGAGCCAUCGACGAACCAGAUCCUCGGAGAUCUGCAGAGAUGAAGAGGAUGGUAAACGCUCUGUGAUUAGCGAAUCAGUAUUUCAAAAUCAGCGCUUGUAUGCAGUGGAGCUUAUCAUCUCUGUGACAAAAGGAGGAAGUGUUAGCAUGAUAAUGCGCGUCCGAUACAACGCCUUAUCAUUCUGUAAUCGAGGAGAUAUCAUUAGAACAAGCCUCGAAAAUUGUUGGAUGAUUUCUAAUAAUGUUUUAUCAACACUAAUCAAAGUUUUGAAGAUGUUUUUAAUUGUGGCAAAGAUUAAACAAGGGCCAAGUUUAUUAUUCUAGAAUGUGUGUGUGUACUGA
This is a messenger RNA of Cucurbita pepo subsp. pepo (vegetable marrow), 888 nucleotides long. NCBI's taxonomy places the organism in Eukaryota, Viridiplantae, Streptophyta, Magnoliopsida, Cucurbitales, Cucurbitaceae. The record is from RefSeq and is a predicted model, not a curated record.